CCCGUUUGCAGUCGCCAUUUUCGUUUUAUUAGAGCAGGCCAUUGUGAGAAGGGUGAAAAACUCAAAGGAUCCUGACGAUUCCGGAGCAACGUGAAGCCAGCAGAACUACAGCCUCGUAAAAGGAAAUAUUUUAUUAUAUUAUAAUAUCUUAAAAUAAUAUUAUAAUCGAGCCGUACGUCACUAUAAAAUCAAUCACUUCAUUAUAUCAUAUAUCGUGGACGUCUGCUAAUGCGUGGCAUUUCAGAAAACUCUCCAAGUCGUACAAUGGCGGAGGACUUGGAUGUUGAGGCGAUGCUGGAGGCACCUUAUAAAAAAGGGAUGGUACGUAACAUGUACCCUCGCGCUCGUACGAUGUUCUACAGCGAGUUCCUCAAAUGCACUUGAAAUACGAGGACCAGGAUACCUCCUCAUCCAAAGACAAGUCCAAGGAAAAUGGGUCCAGCCGAAAAUCAUCUGGAAAAAGUAAACAUCGAUCACGAUCGCGUUCUCGCUCACGGGAUCGACGAGAUCGUCGUGACCGUGAGCGAGACAGGGACAGGGAUCGUGACAGAGACCAUCGAGAUCGUGACCGCGAUCGAGAUAGGAAAAGGAGAUCCCGUUCUCGCGAUAAACGAGACCGAGAUAGGGAUGAUAAGGAUCGUGAUAGACGAGACAGAGAUCGAGAUCGUGAGAGAAGAAGAAAACGCUCUCUAACACCAAUCACAUUACCAAGAGCUCGGCCAUUUGGAAAGGGAGUUAGUCCACUUGGAAUGAGAAAUGAUGAAUUGACUCCAGAAGAGCGUGAUGCCCGUACAGUAUUUUGCAUGCAAUUGAGUCAACGCAUUAGAGCAAGAGAUUUGGAAGAAUUUUUUUCAAGUGUAGGAAAAGUACAAGAUGUGAGACUUAUAACAUGCAACAAAACAAGACGUUUCAAAGGAAUUGCUUAUGUAGAGUUUAAAGAUCCAGAAAGUGUUACAUUAGCUUUAGGUUUAUCAGGUCAAAAACUAUUGGGAGUUCCAAUUGUUGUACAACAUACUCAAGCUGAGAAAAAUCGAAUGGGUAAUUCUAUGCCCAAUUUAAUGCCUAAAGGACAAACUGGACCAAUGAGGUUAUAUGUUGGAUCUCUUCAUUUUAAUAUUACUGAAGAUAUGCUUCGUGGUAUCUUUGAACCUUUUGGAAAAAUAGACAAUAUUCAAUUAAUAAUGGAUCCUGAAACGGGUAGAAGCAAAGGAUACGGAUUUUUAACUUUUAGAAAUGCAGAUGAUGCUAAAAAAGCACUGGAACAACUUAAUGGUUUUGAACUUGCUGGAAGACCUAUGAAAGUCGGAAAUGUUACAGAACGAACUGAUCUUAUUCAAGGACCAUCAUUACUUGAUACAGAUGAAUUAGAUCGUAGUGGAAUUGAUCUUGGUGCUACUGGAAGGCUACAAUUAAUGUUCAAACUUGCAGAAGGAACGGGAUUAGAAAUUCCUCAAGCUGCAGCUAAUGCUUUAAAUAUGGCACCGGUGAUGAAUACACCCCAACAAGCACAACAAACGACACCACCAAUUGCUACACAAUGUUUUAUGUUAUCCAAUAUGUUUGAUCCACAGAAUGAAUCCAAUACAUCAUGGGCAAGAGAAAUUCGGGAUGAUGUAAUUGAAGAAUGCAACAAACAUGGUGGUGUACUCCAUGUGUAUGUUGAUCAAGCCUCACCACAAGGCAAUGUUUAUGUCAAAUGUCCAUCAAUUGCUACUGCAGUUGCAGCUAUAAAUUCUUUACAUGGACGAUGGUUUGCUGGACGUGUUAUCACAGCGGCGUAUGUACCGCUUGUUAAUUACCAUUCGUUAUUCCCAGAUGCAAUGACAGCACUUCAAUUGCUGGCUCCUAGUGCACCAAGAAGAGGAAUUUGAUCCUAAUAAUUGGAAAUAUAACUUUUUUAUGAGCUCACUAUAGCUAUUUAAGAUACGAUAGUAGAUGGAUUAUUGAAUAUUACGAUACCUUAUAUAAAUAGUAAAUUACAAAAAUUUUGUUCAUCUAUACAUAAGUCGUACAAUAUUCACAUGGAUUUUAUUGUUCGAAUUAUACUGAUUAUCAAUAAAAAACUUGUUAUUUUGAAUGGCUUGUGUAUGACUAACUGUGAUUUUCAUUUUUUAGAUAUUAACAUGAUUUAUGCUAAAAUUUCAGAUAAAGAGCUACAAUCAAUGACAAAACUAAACAAAGAACUAUGAAAAGUAAAAAUGUGAAUAAGAGAAUUUCACUGAAUUAUUUGUGUACAAAAAAUGAAAAAACUUGUAGUAUGUAUUUUUCUUUACAUAUAUUUUUCGUAGAUAACAUCAAUAUUUGAAUUCAUUCCAAAUUAAAAUAUAAAUAAAAUUUGUACAUAACAAUUGUAAAUUAAAAUCAAUAUAAC
Messenger RNA from Chelonus insularis, 2371 nucleotides. It is a transcript of the gene Caper, whose product is annotated as RNA-binding protein 39-like protein Caper. The coding region runs from base 375 to 1871 and encodes 498 amino acids. NCBI's taxonomy places the organism in Eukaryota, Metazoa, Arthropoda, Insecta, Hymenoptera, Braconidae. Gene Ontology annotation, cellular component: nucleus. Gene Ontology annotation, molecular function: U1 snRNP binding; RNA binding. The transcript is spliced from 6 exons. The record is from RefSeq and is a predicted model, not a curated record. Gene Ontology annotation, biological process: mRNA processing.